Messenger RNA from Contarinia nasturtii (swede midge), 1389 nucleotides. Its product is annotated as THUMP domain-containing protein 1 homolog. Gene Ontology annotation, biological process: tRNA modification. The coding region runs from base 163 to 1203 and encodes 346 amino acids. The record is from RefSeq and is a predicted model, not a curated record. The transcript is spliced from 3 exons. Gene Ontology annotation, molecular function: RNA binding. Lineage: Eukaryota; Metazoa; Arthropoda; Insecta; Diptera; Cecidomyiidae.
UACGAAAAAUGUGUCCAAGUGAAACACAACAACAAAGUGCCAAAUCUAUGCACAAGACUGACGGAGACAACAAAACAUAAAUCGAAUUUUAACGGUAAAUCGAAUCUGAGAAUCGACAUUGUGUGUGUUUGGUGUGCGAGAGAAAAAAAUUGCAUAUUCAUUAUGUCAGAGGAAGUGAACAGUAAACGACGCAAAAUGGAGAGCAAGAAUUAUUACAAAAAUCAGAAAAAGUCGAAAUCUAUGAUGGAGCCGGGUCAAGUCGGGUUUUUGGCCACUUGUAAUUUUCGUGAAAAGGAAUGUGUUCGCGAAGCUUACAAUUUGUUGAACGAAUACGCUGACCAAGAACAAGUGCAAGAACAAAAUGAGGCGGCCAUUGCAUGUGAAAAAUCACCAACGAAAGAUACACCCGGCAGCAGCGAUACAGUUGUCGGUGCAAAGGUACAUGACGACAAUGACGAUGAUGAUGAUGACGAAGAAGAGGAUAUUGCGACAACAUUGGAAAAGCAAAUCAAAACGAUGACCAAAGCGAAAAAAUUCGAUCAUUCACGUUUCCAACAGAUUGAUUCCAAGAUGCCCAAUUGCAUUUUCAUAAAAACAAACGUCAAAGAUCCAAAUGAGCUCGGUGUUCGUCUGGUGCGUGACAUUGCUGCAACGAAAACACAAAAGACACGUUAUUUACUUCGUUUGUGGCCUGUGGAUGCAAUUUGCCGUGCAAAUAAUCAAGACAUCUUGAACGCCGCCGGUCGAUUGUUUGACAAAGUUCUUCUCAAAAGUGAACCGACCACGUAUUCGGUUGUGGUCAAUAAACGACACAACACCACUUUCGACCGAAUGAAAAUCAUUCAAGAAAUUGCCGAACUGAUUGACUUCAAGUGUCCAGCACACAAAGUUGACUUGAAAAAUCCGAAAAUUACGAUUGCAAUUGAAAUCAUGAAAGGAUUGUGUUGCAUUAGUUUGCUACCCGACUACUUCAAAUUGAAAAAGUACAACGUCUACGAAUUGGCACAACCGGAAAAACCAGCCGAAGAAAAGACAGUCGAGGAAAAACCAAUCGAGGAAAAGCCGGCCGAGGAAAAACCAAUCGAGGAAAAGCCGGCCGAAGAAAAACCAACCGAGGAAAAGCCAUCUGAAGAAAAACCAAUCGAGGAAGAGGCCAAAGGAUCACUUGUCGAGGUUAAAGGCGAAGAAAAGCAAACUGAAUGAUCACUGGCCGAUGAAAACUCAAUCGAAGAAUAAAUAAUAUUUUAUCCAUAAGUUUCAUGAAGUUUGAAUAAGCAAAAGUGAUUUUUGUUAUUCAAUCUCAAAAUUUAAAAAUUUAAGAAACAUUUAUUUACAAAAUAAAAGGAUGGAUAGUCAAAUUCCGGUUGACUUCAAAUUUCAAAAAAUCUA